Messenger RNA from Sardina pilchardus (European sardine), 3763 nucleotides. RefSeq lists its product as uncharacterized. The transcript is spliced from 5 exons. Lineage: Eukaryota; Metazoa; Chordata; Actinopteri; Clupeiformes; Clupeidae. The coding region runs from base 584 to 1372 and encodes 262 amino acids. The record is from RefSeq and is a predicted model, not a curated record.
UAGCUGGGAUAGACAGAGAGAGAUCACGAACAAAGUUAUUUUAGCCUAGGCCUACUCCUCAUUCAUUUAGCCGGAAAGUACCGUUUCAAUGUGGGAAUGUUAGAAAGACAUGGGGCUAGAAAAGGUUCAUAUAUCUGAAUUCAGGGUUAAAGGAUUCGUUAUAAUCCGAGAUUAUGUAUUUCUCCCAUCGGAAUACACUGGACCUCUAGAUUGAAUCCUAAGGGGUGUGGCAGAUGAACCGUCUCUGACAUCAUGAUUCCCAAAACUCCAUGCGUGUUGGGAUUUUUUCUUACAAACCGGAACAUGCGAAAAUAGGCUAGUAGCCUACUCGGAACGCAUACAAAAUGACGGUAGUGACUAGGCCUACCACUACAGUCUAUUAAGUUCAAGUAGCCUAAGAAAGUUGCGUUAAUCGUCCAUUGUCCAGUCCAGAUAGAGACGGGACAUCAUGUAGCCUAAUAGGGAGCAUUUCAUUUCGAAUAGCUUGGCUGACAAACAGUCGACUGAGAGCAGUGCAGACUCUGCCGACGAUUCAUCUCGAAUACUAUAUGAAAACGUGAUCUGCACCAAAAGCCUUCUCACAAUGAUUGGUAUAGAGAGAUGUCAGAUCAUAGUUGCCCUUGCCCCCUUCAUUCUCUUAAUCCUGGGGUCGAUGCACCUGCACGACUGUCCCAAGGAACCCAUGGUCCCCAUCUCUCUCAUUGUGGGAUCGACAUUCGUUAUGGUCAUACAGCUUGUUGUACUGUGUGGUUGUAUUCAGCUGUGUGUCAUCCCAGUUCUUCUGAUCCUCAUCUUCCUAUUCUGCUGGUUGAUUGCAGGUAGUGUAUUCAUCUACAGAGCAUUUCAGCCCAACUAUGAGUCCAGACGCUCCCAGGAAUAUUGUGAGAAGACUCUCUACCAGGCUGCAUUCUGGUGCACUAACAUAGCGUGGGUCAGCAUGGGGGUUUUGGGGAUUUCCAAGAUGUGCCUUUUCAUGUUAAGGAGAUGUGUUUCUGAAGGGGAAAGUGACUGUGAAGAGGGAGGUGACACUGAAAAGGGAGAUGACACUGAAAAGGGAGGUGACAUUGAAAAGGGAGGUGACACUGAAAAGGGAGACGAUGGUGAUAAAGGAGGUGACUUUGAAAAGGGAAGUGACUUGGAAAGGGGAGGUGACCUUGAGAGAGGUGACACUAAAAAGGGAGGUGACGAUGAAAAAGGAGGUGACUUUGAAGAGAAAAGUGACACUAAAAUGGGGGGUGACAGUGAAAAAGGAGGUGACUUUGAAGAGAGAGGUGACACUAAAAAGGGGGGUGACAGUGAAAAAGCAGGUGACUUUGAAGAGAAAAGUGACACUAAAAUGGGGGGUGACAGUGAAAAAGGAGGUGAGAUUUAAAUGGGGAGGUGACGAAUGCAAUGCAACACCAAACCAACACCUAGCCUGAAAACACUAAAUGAAAUCUACAUCACAGCAUUAGAGCAACAUCAUUGUAUCAUGUGGACAGCCAAGGUUCUAAAUUGCUUGUUUUUUUUUUCUCAUAAUAUCUGUUUCAUUUAGCAGAGAAUACGUUUACUUCUCUUCUGUGUGACGCAUGAAGUCGCAUACUACUUGAUGUUAGUAUUGGUUUUGGAAAAACUUUUGUUAUUCAGCCGUAAAGUGAGUAACUAGGUUAUGACGCCAGUCACAACCAAAAACUAGAAAAGGUUCAUAUAAAGGCUCAAAUCUAACGUUAUUUGUUAUGAAAGUGACACCAAAAUGAAUGGCGGUCAAUGGAAAACUAGCUUGAAGUGGUCAACUUCUAUCCUCAGAGCUGUCCAUAGUGGCUACGCUCGCCUACCCCCUUGCUCUACAACAGUCCCCCUGCCAGCUCCUCCAACCCAGUAUUGCAAGGAUUUGUUGUACGGUCACGUUUGGUUAAUCUAUUAUUCGUGCUGGGGUUGGAAGAGUUGGUAAGUGUUCUUAACAAUCUUCUGUGAUAAACUCCGGGUUCGCAAACUGUGCUGUUAGUGCUUUGUUUUAUAUGUAGGGACUUUGAGCAAGCUACUGACAAGGUUUGUUAUAAUGCAGAAAAAGACCCUGGGGCUUUUUUCAGCUAGUGUUUCUCUUAGUAGUGGAUGUAGUGGUGGAAGUCUCCCUGUGCAUCUCUGUGUGUACAGUAACACAGUCUGUACCCACCAUUAGCUUGUCUUAACCUACAGUACAGUUCAUUGAGGUGGGCAGUUCCAACUAGUCUAUAGCACCCAGAAGUGACAAUCUUGCCGUUUUGUCUAGGAAAUGGUCGGUAUCACUGCCUCCAAUGUACACAGGGUAUAUCAUCAAUAUUGCUGCCAACGAUAGUUAACGUUUACAGGUGUUCAUUUUAAAUACCAUAGACAUACAGUAUACCGGAACAAGCCUUCUUAGCCUGUAGUGAUCCAAAAGCAAAGGACACUGCCUUGAAGUGUGCUCUUAUAUUACAGUAUCAUACAGCACUGUGCUUACAGUAUAUUAUUCCACUGGCCUCACAGACCUCUUACCUCCAAAAACGGUUUGUUACCUCUUAAUAGUCCUUCUUGCACUAUGAGACAUGCUGCAUCUCUACAAGAACAAACCGUGUUUACUCAUAAAGGUUCCCUACUAGUACUGUCUAUGACAGACUUAACAGCCACUGCACUGCACAGAGCAGCAACAAGACACAUUGUAGCUUUGGCAGGGGUGCUGAGCGAGCAGCCCGGCCUGCUUGUGUUUUUUCAACGCCAUUAUUGGAUCAGGGGAGCAGGAAAUGUAGUGGAUCACCCAUUUUGGACACCGCAGUGGGUCAGCUCCCUCGUCCCAUUAAAGCAACACUAAACCAUUUUUCCUGUCGCACAAACGCUAUUUGUUUAUCCAGUAAAUAACGAUGUCCACAGACAAGGUAGAAUAUGUUGCAUGAUUUUAUGAAAGUAUGAUGUAUAGCGACAUUGAAGCAAGUCAAAAUUGUAGUUUCUUUUGUCUCAUUCCAUCGUACUACAGAACCGCUACCCGAUCUGGUAAACUUAUAUAGUGCGGUUAUAGCCCAUAGAGAGCCGCAAAGCGAAUGCAGAAGUGCCAUUCACCCUGUUACAAGUUGAUGCACUGAAAUGAUUUUGGGAACAUUAUUUUAAGGUACAAAAAUCUCUUUAGUGUUGCUUUAAUGUCACCCCUUGCCCUCUUGCCAAAACAGAGAGAGCCUUUCCUGUCAGGCCAGUGCAAAAUUUGCUAGCUGGUACAUUGGCCUUGAACAAAUUCUCAACUGUUGAGGCCUGUUCCUGCUACAUGGUCCAAGUAUUGCUGGCAGUGUAACGCACUUCUCGCUCACUCCCACAUCCCUUCUGCGACCCGUUUGCUGGUAUGACUGCACACAGUAAUAAAACAUUUCCUACCUCUCAGUAACAACAUGUAAAAGACACCGGGAGUGACUUAUUAUACAGGGAAAAAAAAUGAAAACCAAUGUAACCAGCUGUAAAACAAUUUCACCACUGGGUUGUGCCUAAGCUUUACUGCUGACAUUAUCUUUGUUUUCUGUGCAUGUGCUUUCAGGGUUUGUUUUUUUACAUCAGUGAAAUCUAAUAUCACAUUUAUUUUCCUUAUUGUUAUCGUUACUGCAAUUUGUACUGCCUUGUUGCCAUUUAUUCAGUAAUAACCACUACAGUAUAUGUGUGCCAAUAGAACCACUGCUGUACUUAUAAAUAAAUCUGACUUGGAACCACAUCCCUUACUGGAAGUAGUCUCCCAUCUGUUCUUGUCUCUCUAUAACUGACUAUUAUGGUAAGAUUAGAAAGUGUUUGU